Sebastes umbrosus (honeycomb rockfish) is the source of this 7822-nucleotide messenger RNA. RefSeq names its product contactin-associated protein-like 5. Lineage: Eukaryota; Metazoa; Chordata; Actinopteri; Perciformes; Sebastidae. The record is from RefSeq and is a predicted model, not a curated record. Bases 198 to 4097 code for a protein of 1299 amino acids. The transcript has 24 exons.
AGAGGAGGAGAGAGAGGCGUGCAUCGCCUCACAGUGAGGGAGUGUCGUCGUCGGAGCGGUUUUGCUCUCCUCUCCUCUUCAUCACCAGACUCCUUCUAUCCCUCCGUGCUGGAGGAGCGAGGAGGAAACCUCUCCUCUUUGUUUUCUCUCUGCGGACACACUGGAUAAUAACCACCACCACCACCACAGCUGGGAAGAUGGUUUUUCUGCUGCAUAUGGUUACCCUUUACACUCUGAGCGUCUUCAGUGGAGCAUCCGCCGCCACUCACUAUAAUUGCAAUGGUCCUCUGGCAUCCACGUUGCCAGAAUCAUCCUUUCAGAGCUCCUCUCAGUCAUCACUCAGUUAUGCUGCUCACAACGCCAAGCUCAACAGAAGAGAUGGAGCAGGAGGCUGGUCUCCCAUGGUGACCGACCAAGAGCCCUGGCUCCAGGUGGACCUCAGGGAGCAGAUGGAGGUGACGGCUGUGGCCACGCAGGGACGUUACGACAGCUGGGACUGGGUCAGCAGUUACCUCCUGCUCUACAGUGACACGGGCCGAGCCUGGAAACAGUACAGGCAUGAGGACGGCGUGGGGAGAUUCGUCGGGAAUGUGAAUUCGGAGGCCGUCGUCCAGAACAAGCUGUCACACCCGGUGAGGACGCGCUUCCUGCGUUUCGUCCCUCUCGACUGGAACCCCAGCGGCUGGAUGGGCCUCAGAGUGGAGGUGUUCGGCUGCUCCUACAAGUCAUACGUGGCAGACUUUGACGGCAGAAGCUCUCUGCUGUAUCGGUUCAACCAGAAGUCCAUGUCGACGGUGAAGGACGUGAUCUCUCUGCGCUUCAAGAGCCAUCAGGCCGAGGGUGUUUUACUGCACGGAGAGGGCCAGAGAGGAGAUUACAUCACCCUGGAGCUUCACCGAGGAAGAUUGGACCUCUACCUCAACUUAGACGACAGCCGCCUGAGGUUCAGCAGCGGACGCGUUGCCGUUACAGUGGGCAGUCUGCUGGAUGACCAACAGUGGCACUCCGUUCACAUCGAGCGCUUCAACAAGCAGGUCAACCUCACAGUGGACUCCCACACACAGCACUUCCAAACCAAAGGAGAAGGACACUCGCUGGAGGUGGACUACGAGCUGAGUUUUGGAGGCAUCCCUCUACCCGGUAAACCUGGCACCUUUUUGAGGAAGAACUUCCACGGCUGCAUGGAAAACCUCUACUACAAUGGGAUCAAUGUCAUAGACCUGGCAAAGAGACGCAAGCCACAGAUACACAGCGUGGGCAAUGUGACCUUCUCGUGUUCGCAGCCCCAGCUGGUGGCCUGCACCUUUCUGAGCUCCAGCAGCAGCUUCCUGUCACUUCCGUCAGCGGCGUCUGCCUCGGGGGGUUUCUCCGUUCGCUUCCAGUUCAGGACGUGGAACCCGGACGGGCUGCUGCUCUCGGUGCAGCUGAACCCGGAGCCCCACAGGCUGGAGCUGCAGAUCAACAACAGCCGGCUGCAGCUGACCCUCCACAGCUCAGGACGGGUGAAAUCUGAGGCCUCUGCUGGUCACCGAGUCAACGACGGUCUGUGGCACUCUGUGAGUCUCAACACGAGGGACCUGCAGAUCACUUUGACCGUGGACGGCGAGCCGUCCUCUAACAUCGAACUGUGGGAACAACUGGAAUCAAGAGACAACUUCAACUUUGGAGGCUGUCCCGCCGUGGACUGUCAGUCCCUGACGCCGGACUUCCAGGGAUGCGUGCGGCUCGUAUUCAUCAACGGCCAUCCGAUGAAUCUCAAUCAUGUUCAGCAAGGAUUGCUGGGAAAUUAUAACGAGCUCCAGUUCGACACCUGCAACAUAAGAGACAGGUGCCUUCCUAACCUAUGUGAACACGGCGGCCGCUGCUCUCAGACGUGGAGCUCCUUCGCCUGCGACUGUUCAGGAACAGGAUACUCUGGAGCGACCUGUCACAACUCCAUCUACGAGUCGUCUUGCGAGGCCUACAAGCUGAUUGGCAGCUCCUCGGGCUUCUACUCCAUUGAUCCAGAUGGGAGUGGUCCCCUGGGGCCCGCACAGGUAUACUGCAACAUGACAGAGGAGAAGGUGUGGACGGUGUUGACGCACAACAGCACAGCCUCGGUCACAGUCCAGGGCUCCUCUCUAGACAAACCUCACAUCAUGAAGUUCAACUACGGCGCCUCGCCCGAGCAACUCCGCGCCGUCGUAUCGGGGUCGGAGCAGUGCCAACAGGAAGUGGUUUACAACUGCAAGAAGUCCCGUCUCUUUAAUACUAAAGAUGGCAGUCCUCUAACCUGGUGGCUGGACUGGGAAGGAGAGAAACGAAGCUACUGGGGAGGCUUCCUCCCUGGAGUUCAGCAGUGCUCCUGCAGCCUGGAGGAGAACUGCAUCGACAUGAACUACUUCUGCAACUGUGAUGCAGACACAGACGCAUGGGCUAAUGACACAGGAAUCCUCUCCUAUAAAGACCACCUGCCAGUGAGCCAGAUAGUGAUCGGAGACACCAACAGAACGGGCUCGCAGGCAGUCUACCACGUCGGCCCUCUGCGUUGUUAUGGAGACAAGUCGAUAUGGAACGCAGCGUCUUUCUACCAGGAGUCGUCCUACCUCUACUUCCCCACCCUGCAGGCCGAGCUGGCCUCCGAUAUCUCCUUCUACUUCAAGACGAGCGCUCCUUCAGGAGUGUUUCUGGAGAACCAGGGUCUCAAGGACUUCAUCAGAGUGGAGCUCAGCUCUCCCUCAAUGGUGACUUUCUCCUUUGAUGUGGGAAACGGUCCAGCAGUCCUGUCCGUGAAGUCCCACCUCCCUCUGAAUGACAGGCAGUGGCACUGCGUGAGGGCAGAGCGCAACGUGAAGGAGGCCUCCCUGCAGGUCGACCAGCUCCCCCUCCGCUUCCUGGAGGCUCCGGCUGACGGACACCUCCGCUUACGGCUCAGCAGCCAGCUGUUUGUAGGGGGAACAGCGUCCCAGCAGAGAGGCUUCCUGGGCUGCAUCAGGACUCUGACCGUCAACGGCGUGAGCUUUGAUCUGGAGGAGAGGGCCAAGAUGACCCCGGGGGUGACCUCCGGUUGCCCCGGCUACUGCAGCGGCUCCAGCAGCCUCUGCCACAACAGGGGGAGGUGCAUCGAGAAGAGCAACGGCUACGUGUGCGACUGCUCCCAGUCCGCCUACGGGGGAACCACCUGUAACCAAGAGGUGUCGGUGUCCUUCGACAUGGAGUCCUCAGUGACCUACACCUUCCAGGAGCCCUUCUCAGUGAUGCAGAACAGACGCUCUCAGGCCUCCAGUGUUUCCACAGAGAGCAGCAGCAGCAGGGCCAGAGAGGACGUGGCCUUCAGCUUCGUCACCUCCCAGAGGCCGGCCAUGCUGCUCACUGUCAGCACCUUCAGCCAGCAAUACAUCGCUGUCAUCCUCGCCAAGAACGGGAGUCUGCAGAUCUGGUACCACCUUCAGACCGACAGGAGUCCAGACGUGUUCAGCCCCGUCGUCACAAACCUGGCAGACGGACGACUCCAUCGAAUCAGAAUCCACAGAGUGGGGAAAAACCUCUACGUGCAGAUCGACCAGGACAUCCACAGAAAGUACACACUGUCAUCUGAUGCAGAGCUGAUCUUAAUCAGAUCCCUGACAUUGGGCAAAGUCACCAGGAGGGAGAACCUCAACGAGGAAGUGAUGCAAGCAGCUUCUAAAGGCUUCGUCGGCUGCCUCUCGUCGGUCCAGUUCAAUCACGUCGCGCCGCUGAAGGCAGCGCUGACCAAUCGAGGAAGCUCAUUGGUCACCAUUCGCGGUCCGUUGGUCCAAUCAAAUUGCGGAGCGCUGGCGGAGUCCACCUCGCACACAAUGCAAGAUCAAACUGUAACAGCAAAUAAAGAUAAGGAGCAGCACGGCAACGGCACCCAGAAGGAUUUGGCUGUGAUCGCAGGUGUGGUCACAGCGGUGGUCUUCAUCGCCGUGUGCGCUCUGGCUGUGAUAAGCCGCCUCCUCUACCAGCAGCGGCGGGCCCAGAGGAGCAGCAGCAUCAAAGAGGAGAACAGACACAGCAUGUACACUACAGACUACAGGACAGAGCUGCACCUCCACAACUCAGUCAGGGACAACAUGAAGGAGUACUACAUCUGACUACAGUGUGCACUCUGUGGACCUAUAAGCCACAAACUUACCUCUCUGGGUGGACGCGCCGCUGCAGGAUUUCUUACAAACAAAAUAUCUCUGUGCCCUGGAAGACUCCCAGAAACACUGUAGCCUGUAGUCCACUCUCUCGUCACGCUCCAGUACAAAGCAAGUGGCUGAAUCUUUACAGCUGUUAGUGUAUUUGAUGUUGGUGAAACUGUCAGAAUCAAGCUGCUGUGGUUUCUGUCAUUUGCAAAAAUGUGUAAAGCAAAAGAUGAAUGUUCUGCAGGGUUGGACGAAGGGACGCCGCGAGUGCAAACGAGCGAAAGCUGCUGUCCAUCCUGAAUGCGCACAACUUAAAAAAACAUUUUGUUUGAAACCCUCAGAUGCGGAAUACUUCCACAUUAACAGCGAGACUCACUAAAAAUUGUACUUGCGAGUCAGGAAUAUGUAGGCCGGGCCUGUAAGAUAUGCGUGCAUUCGCUGCUGUCUUUGUUUUUUCGGUGGUGGUGAAUGUUGUAGAAGAAGAAAAAGGGGACAACACUGCCUAUACUGUAUGAGUGCCUAAUUUGCAUACAAGUUUUUAUUUGAACAUUUUAGAAGUUAUUCAUGUGAUUUGCACAAAAAGCAAUCGCAUUUACAUAGAGAGGAGCUCAUUGUCAUUCAGUUCUGCACCCUGCUCUACAUAGAGGGAAAGGAAAUUUGAAUUUCCCACUCAUGCACAUCAUCUGCCAGUUGACCAUCAGUAAUGGGCUACUCUCAGUAAUGUGUCUUUCACUGACUGUUUGAAGUAGCAUGGAAAUUGACGAACCUAAAUCCUGUAAUCUUUUAACUGGAUACGUAACAGAUCCGUAACUCAACACGUUCAAGUGUUUCAGGUUUUCAAGUCUUGUCCCUAAGAAAGCAUCGUACACCAUUCAGACCACAUUGAUUUUGUUGUAGGGAUUUUUUAGCUGAUGAUUUAUGAGAUUUAUUUAAUUGUGCAAAUUCUGCUUGUGUAUUAUUUUUUUAAAGGUGCAACGUGUAGGAUCUGGCCACCUGCUCCAAACAAACAAAGGGGGCAGCAUUUCACCGCUACUACUGGAUCCAUACAAUCUAAAUUUACAGUCAUAAAUUAUUAAACAAAAAAUACACAAAGUUCAACCAAUCUCCUGAACUACUCUUAGAGUAAUAAUAGAGUAAUACAGAGUAAUAGAGUAAUCCAUUAAACAAACACGGACCGUUGUAGGGAUGUGACGGUGAGGACAUUUUUCCACCGGUUAAUAAACUUGUGACAACACCGGUGUUACCGAUUACACCGGACAUUUUACAAGAAAAGAUUACACUUACUUUGAUCUUUACUGUCGGGUGGGGUGCACUGUGCACACCGGCUGGGACCGCUCCGUUCUCCUCGCGGCGAUUACCUCAUUACCGUUACGGUUCCCUGAUAGCACUGGGUUUAAAUCUGAAAUAUUGCCAAAUAGGUGUGUUUGCUUUUCGCUUCAACACCAAACACUCCACCAUCUCAUCAGUCUGUCAACUUCCUCUCGUCCCGCGUGUGUGAAGUAUGACACCUGCUACUCUGAGCUGAGACUCCUACGGAGCAGAUGCAUUCAGUUUGUAGCGUCCGUCGUCCAACUAUGUAUUGAUAACACAGCGCUGAUAUGCGAAAAUGAACUAAAUGGGUUUUAUUUCUGUAAAGAAAAGCAAAACGCCAGUGGGUAAGUAAUGUAAUCGGCGUGUGCCCGACCACCGUGUAAUACAACAUAGACUACUGUGACAAACUAGACCUAGAACUAGACCUAGACCAUGGAUGUAUUAUUGACAAACCCUCAGGGCAGCUCUACUUCAUGUUGGACUGAGGGGCAGACUGGAUGCUGCAGUGAAUCACGGUACACGUCCACAGCAUCCAUCCUUUCCACGCUUGCCAUUCGUUGUCUAUAAACAGCCGUGCAAUGCAUUCUGGUAUCGUGGCGGCACGGUGUGAAGUUGUAUCACAAGACAGGACGGGCCGGACCGGUUUGCAGUUGAGAUCUCUGCAGCACAGUAAUUUGGCAUAACAUGAAAACUGUUACUUCUUCACACUCUUUUGAUGAUUUUGGUUAAUUUUUUGAACGUUUUAAACUAAAAUUUGUGCCAGAUGUCACACGCUGCACCUUUAAAUAUGUACAAUUCCAAAAGUAAUUGUGUAUAUUGUAUCAUGAAAGUAGCAGAAAAGAGAAAUGAAUGGAGAGGAUUAUCAUAUUUAAAUAUAUACAAAGCAGUCAAAUACACAAGCACGUACAGUAAGGGGGGUGUAACUAUCAACCAAACUGCAGUCAGGAAUCCAGUCAGUAACCACUGCAUAUCAAAUCUGGCAAACCACGAAGCUCCCAAGCAGUAUCUUUGGUGUUCUUUGGCAAGCGGGCAGCAGUUUUGGUGUGUACAGGAAGUGUUGAGCUCAGCGGGUACUUAAAGAAACUGGUUCAACCAGCAUGCGAGUCAAGUUAGCUGCAGUGUGAAUCAAACACAGCAGCGACUUUUAUUGGUACUUGUACAGCUACAGUAAGCUCCAGGGUCACGACCUUCUGCACUUUGUCAAAGUACUUGAGUGAGUUUGUACCACUGUUAGUACAGAGAAGGAGAAGGUCGGACUCAGACUGUGAGGCUGUGAUGGUAGACCCGGUGCGUACCCAACUCAAAACGUACUGUUAACAACAGUUUAGUUUGUCCGUUAUGUUGCAGCGCUAGCCAGCAGUGCUUAGAGCUUUUUUUGCAACCAAGAAAAAGGCCACCUGACAUAUUAUUAUUUAUUUAUUAUCUGGAUUACAGGGAUAAGUGGUGUUUUCUAUAUAUUUCAAGCAGAAGACUUUUUAUAUACAUCGUACACUGGUUGAUCCUCAGACAAAAAAAAAUCCAUUACACACACAUAUAGGCAUAAAGUCUAGAGCCAACCUUAGCGGUAUCCUGCGAGCCUGUAAUGCACAUCACACACAUCAGAGAACAAAAAUUAAAGCAUGGAUGAAAAAUGGAGACUUUUUUUUUUUUUUAGAUCCUAAACCACUAGUGGGGCGAAAAAGUGUGACCUACAGGUGACGCCAGAGGAAAAGUGAAAUCGGCUUGUCAGGCUCAGCUCUACAGAUUUAGCUCAUUAUCCAUCGGCUUCAGCUGCUCUCAGGCAGGUUAGCUGUCUUUGUCAACGUCGGUUGUAGUUUGAGCUUAACGUGCUAAACAUAAAGGGUCAAGCCCAAAGAAAAGCUGAAUCUGACGGGACUGCGGUCUUGAGUAUCCUGUCAAGAAUGACUGAAUGAUUCGUCCUCUUGGGAUCAUAAAUGUCUGUACAAAAUGUUCAAGGAAAGCAAUCCAACAAUUGUGAAGAUAUUUCAGUCUGAUUCCAAUUUUUGGACCGCUGGGACUGAUGGAUGGAAAGACUGACAAACAAAGUCUGAAGCCCCACUGCUUCCGUCUGAUGCUAAUGGAUUACGUGACUGAAAGUGACCCAGGAGAGUGGCAUGGUCAAAGGAUAGGGGGUUCCUGAUCCUUUGGGUCCCCAUCUGUGCAUGUCCUUGUUAUCUAAAGUAUGUCUCCAGAUGUGAUAGUCUGCAGAUCUCCAGUUAUCAGUGAAUGAAUACAUACCUCUCAGAGUGUUUUUGGUUAUAUUGCAAUGGCUAAUAUCACGUGGUUACUUCUUCUUAAUGAUUUGUAUAGCUGCAGUUUUAUUAAGGAUCUAUUGUAUAGAUGUAUAAUUUAAUAAUAAAAGUGAAUAUAUUGAUUAA